AAAAUGUUGUUGUGCUUAUGUUAUCAAUAUUAUUGUGUUUAUGUUACAUUACAUACCAGUUAAUAUACAAACAAAACAAUAUAGAAAAUGGCUAAUAUUGAAAACAGACAAAAAAAUACACGUACUAGAAAGCGAAGAUCAAAUAGUGAUAGUGAAUUGGUGCUAGCCAACUAUUCAGAAAAGUGUUUUUCAGCAUCAUCUCCUGAUCAAAAAUAUUUCUUUAAUCCUUCUAUUGGAAUCAAUUCGUAUGCAAUUGAUGACAUUGACAUUUCUGCAGAUAAUCCAUUUUUCAAUGCUCGUUUUACAAUGGAUCCUGCACAGAUGUUUAUGCCUGUUAAAGAACAUGAUGCAUCAUUGAACAUAAGUGUAUCUUCAACACAAAUUGAAAAUAAUCCAACAGAACUUUGCAAAAACGAACAUGAAUUCAUGAACUCUGAAUACCUAAAUAAUGUUAAUUCUCAGCAGGAUUUUCAAACUGUUAGCAUAAGCAAAGACUUUGAAAUGGUUUCUUAUAUACAAAAUUCAACUGAAAAAAAAGACUUUGAAAAUCCUUAUAUUCAAAAUUCAGCUGAAAAAAAAGAGUGUGUUAACAAAAUGUGGAGUCUAAUGAAGGAAGAUAAAAAAAAUCUUAUUGAGAAAGGUUUAGAAUGGAAAAGUGGGUUAUGGAGUCCUGGAGAGGAAAUCAUUUUACAAUCUAAUAUCACCAAAUAUUGUAAAAAAAAUGGUUUAUCUGAUGCAUCCAUAAUGAUAUUUUCAACUCCCAGAGAAAAGAGAAAGGAAUUUUAUCGAUCUAUAGCAAUUGGUCUUAACCGACCAUUAUUCACUAUUUAUCGAAAAGUUUUAAGAAUGUGCAAUGAAAAAAACUAUGUUGGAAAGUAUACACAGGUUGAAGUUGAAAAACUUGCUGAACUUUGUCGUAUUCACGGGAAUGAUUGGGCUACAAUAGGGCAUCAUCUCGGAAGAAGUCCUGGAUCAGUAAGAGAUAAAGCAAGACUUCUUAAAUGUCAUAAAAAGAGAGGUAAAUGGAGUGAAGAUGAGUUAAAACAUUUAUCAGACAUUGUUCAUGCUCAAACAAAUACUAAAAAAGGAGAAAGUAUAACUGGAGGAAUAAACUGGGCAAAAGUAGCUGAAAAUAUUGAGACAAGAACUGAAAAACAAUGUCGAUCAAAAUGGUUAAACUUUUUGAAUUGGUCUGAAACUGGUGGUAAAAAAUGGAAUAAAUUUUGUGAUUUAGAGCUUAUCAGUAAAAUUGGAAAUUUAAAUGUUAUCAAUGAGUCAAAAAUUGAUUGGAGCAAUCUGGCUAAAGAUUGGUGCAGUGUUCGUUCACCACAGUGGUUAAAACACAGAUGGCACGGAAUCAAAAAACAUGUACCAAAUUAUCAACAUUUAACAUUAAAUGACAUAAUAGGUUUUUUGCAAACCAAUUAUGUUAAAGAAGUUAUUCAUAAAUUAAAUGAACAUGUGUCAGUCAGAAAUAAUCGAGAUGAACUCGUGCUUACGUCGAAUGAUCAAUCAUUGGUUCAAGAGUUUCAAAAAGAAGCUUCACACUCAAAAUCUUCACAGUCAAAAUCUUUUAUUAACAAAAAUCAACUUGAAAUAUUAGAACAAGUAAACGAUCCAUCUACUUUAAUACCCCUUUCAUCUCAAGAAGAUACGACGCAUGGGAGUUUCACAAUUUUAUUUUAGAAAAAAGUAUUUAUCGAUUUAACUGC
Molecule: messenger RNA, 1712 nt
Organism: Hydra vulgaris (swiftwater hydra)
Lineage: Eukaryota; Metazoa; Cnidaria; Hydrozoa; Anthoathecata; Hydridae
Product: cyclin-D-binding Myb-like transcription factor 1
Biological process (GO): regulation of transcription by RNA polymerase II
Cellular component (GO): nucleus
Molecular function (GO): RNA polymerase II cis-regulatory region sequence-specific DNA binding; DNA-binding transcription factor activity, RNA polymerase II-specific
Source: RefSeq, a predicted model, not a curated record